UAGAAACCUCAGGAAGAGACACUGAGGAGGGAUCCCUCUUCCAGGACGGACAGACGUGCAAUAGAUGUCGUACAGAACAGAUCAGCAUGAUAAAUUAACAGUAAUCCACAUGACACAAUGAGACAGAGAGAGAGAGAGAGAGAGAGAGAGAGAUGCAGGUAAUGACAGUAGCUUACAACAACAUUAAUGAAAGUAAUAAUAUUAUAGUUAUAGUUCUGGCUACUGUGGUACAAUAUGUUGAAAGUAUGUAUUAAUAUCUGGCAGUAUACAUGUGUGACAAUAAUCAUAUGUGUAUAAUAACAGUAGAAGUAUGACUAAUGACUAAUGAUGGCAGCAGCAGCAGGAGGCAUCUGGCAGGACCACGGCAGCAGCACAACCACACACGUCACGCUGUCCAGGCACCGCUGUGAUAUGAGUUAAUCUGAGAGACAGUGGAGCACAAAGGCUCCGGAGAAGAAGCCGAGUUAGUGACAUCCAGAAUGGCCGAGUUAGCAAGAUGCAGUAAUAGAAUACGAGAGAGAGAGAGAGAGAGAGAGGGAGAGAAGGUGCCCGGCGUAUUAUAGGGGGGUCCUCCGGCAGACUAGGCCUAAGUCAGCCUAACUAGGGGCUGGUACAGGGCAAGCCUGAGCCAGCCCUAACUAUAAGCUUUAUCAAAGAGGAAAGCCUUAAGUCUAGUCUUAAAUGUGGAGACGGUGUCUGCCUCCCGGACCGUAACAGGAAGAUGAUUCCACAGGAGAGGAGCCUGAUAGCUGAAGGCUCUGGCUCCUGAUCUACUUUUGGAGACACACAUGUCAAAGUUUCAUUAGGUCACAUGGCUCAUGUCUACAACUUUCAAAAUAUAAGCUCACACCACCUUCAUAAGAACCCUGCAUUUUUAACUCUGCGGGCCCCCUUAUAAAAAAAUUACACCUGUCCCCUUCGGGACGGUGUGAACAACCAUAAAAAUAUUAAAUAUUAAUAUAUUUCUCUACAUUUUUUUUGCUUAAAUCUUUUAACCAACUUCUACUCAGAGUAUACAUACCAAAUAUUCAUUGUGGGUGUAUGUAUGAGAGAGAAAGACAGGGGGAGAGAGAGAGAGAGACAUGGAGAAAAAAAUAAUGUAACCUUAAAGCAACCUGCAGCUCAUAAUUUGCAAUUUUUAGCGACACACACACACCACAUAUACACACAUGCAAAAAAUGGAACAACACUAGAUUUGCUUUCUCUUGACAUUGCUUGUUUUAUCGACAUUUUGACUCUGACAAAUAAUUCACACUGCCUACGUGAGCUGGAGGCCGACAGCGAGAGCCCGAGGUCCCGUUCAUCGCUGCUUGCAGCUUUAAUUCAGUUGUUUUUCCACUUAACUCAAUAAAACAUGAGCUAAUGCUAACUAGCUUAGCAUAGUAGCUGCUCAGUGUCGUUAAUCUUAAGAACCUGAAGAUUAAUUAUAAAGUAAAAUCUUCCUCCUUUUCUGUGAAGAUGGUCAAUGUUUAAGUCAUAAACUCCUGGGCGUGACAUCAGUCUUGUGGGCGUGUCACAGCCGAGGGGGCGGGGUUAUAUCAGUGCUGCUGGAGCUGAUGUUUUGUCUGCAGCAGGUUGUGUUAAUAAAGUUUAAUCAGUUUAAUGAAGGGACGACACAAACAAUGACGAUGAUGAUGAUGACGACUACGAUGAUGAUGAUGAUGAUGAUGAUUAAUGAAGGGACUGAUUGAGUGUGCAGUGAUUAGCUUGUUAGCUCAUUGAUGCUAGCUCAGACUGUUUUAAUGAAUGCUGCGACCUGUAGAGGGCGCUGUCAUCAAUAACACAUGUUGGUCUGUUGGACGUGUCACCUCACAGUUUUUCUGCUCAUCUGAGCGCGUGCAGCAGCAGUGGCAGCGGUGGUGGCGAGGGUUUGCUGCAGGUUUCCACCCGGAGGUGCCUUCACUGACACUUUUGCUGUGAUCCAUUUACGUUGCUACGAGCGGUGAGACUCAAGAUGAUGUCGUGAAAUUUUGUAACUUCCUGUUUAAAUUGGCGGUAUGCGUCCCCAUUUGCGUUUGUACCAUUUACGACCUAAAUGUAAACAAAGAUGGAUGCCUCCAAGAAAGCAGUUGUCACUAUUGCAGUAGCAGAGCCUUUAUUAUUAGCAUCACUGCUAGCUACUUUCACCAACACCAACGGAUAAACAACACAUUCACAACAUUCCACGCACACCAACACAUCACAAAACAUUCCCACAAGGCGAGUCAUUCACAUGAAGACUCAAAUGUGCUAAACAGUAAAAAUAACAGUAAAGAGCAGAGCCACUUAAGGUAAAUAUAGGGCACAGCCAUCUUUGCUUUUGUCAGUCUUUCGAAACUCGUGGUCCUCUGAGUUCGUACGAGGUGGUACGAGAACCGCCUCAAAGAGGCGUGUCAUGUCGUGUCGCGUAAUUUUGCGCAGCUUACUGUCUUUCCUAACAGACCAUUUGUCUGAUCGUGACGACAGAAGAUCUGGUAACUCUGAGAUCCCGAUGAUCCAGACAGGGGUGACGCCACGUGUGCUGUUGUUCUUGUUGUUUGGUUGCAGCGUCCCUGAACAUAAACAACAGAUGCCAAAGGAUACAGAACGUGUAUACAGACGUGACAGGCGACCACAGAGCGUUUUUAUUCUCUCACAGAUCCACACUGGUCAGAGUCUGAAUUAUUUAAUCCUUCAUUAAACUUCACUGAAGGCAGGACUCUUUAUUCACCUCACAGAGAAGGUAGGGUUUCCCCAAAAUGUUGAACUGUUCCUUUAACAAUAAUAAAUCAGGAUGAAGUCAUGAAGAACGACUCAUAAACAAGUUUAUAAUUAUCUGACAAGGACAAAGAGACACACGGCCUCUCAUUUUGACUUCAGUCUGGUAGAUUUGAUUAUGUUGACAUGUUUAAUACACCUGGAACUUCCUGUCGUCACUCUCAGUGUUCUAUAUCAUGUUAUUUUAUUCUAAAAUUAAAUCAAGUUCAAACUUUAUUUAAAGUGAACAUAAUGAUAUGUGUUCAGAGAUCUCUGCGUGAAACAAACCUCUGAAACAUUUUAACUAAAUUUUUAGAAGUUUUUAUUUGACAAACAUCUAAAGAGUCCGAUUGUUUCAGAGUUAAAGUGUUUCCCAGAGGUCAGAGAGAGCUGAGUCUGAUGAACGGCUCCACCUGCUGGACACAAAACAAACUGCAGCUGAAACGUGUUGAAACAUCAGAGCCUCAGAUUCAGAAGAUUAAAACAUCAAGACGACGAGAGGAAGUGGAAACAGACUCUGUCAGACUGAUCUGAGCCGCACGCACCUGCUUCAACACACCGUCAAUAAAACCAAAGAGACGCGUGAAAGGUCUGGUGAGUUCAGGUGCAGCUUUUAACAGGAACUCUUUGAUCAGUUGGUCUUUGUUACUUUCAGGUUACUGUUGUUGCCUCUGAUUGGCUAUUGUUCUGUGUGUGUGUGUGUGUGUGUGUGUGUGUGUGUGUGUGUGUGUGUGCGUGCGUGCGUGCAGGAGCAGAUAGAAUCUGUGUGUGUUCAGGUUAAAGUUGUGUUUUUAACAGCAGCAGCUGGUCACAUAAUGAUCCACUGCUCCUGGCUCCGCCUCCACACACACACCCCCAUCCAUCACAGCAUGAUCAGUGUUUGUCUGACGCUGCUCGUUGUGGAGGAGUUGCUGACUGUGAACACAUGAAUGUCUCUAUCUAGAGUCAGUGUGUGGUUUGUCCAUUCUGGGCUACUGUAGAAACAUGGCGGUGCAACAUGGUGAUCUCUGUAGACGAGGACCUGCUCCCUGUGGAGAUAUAAACAGCUCAUUCUGAGGGAACCAGAACACAACCAUCUGGAGCUUCAUGCUCUCUGAUGAUAGGACGCACUCGACUGAUGUCACCUCCUCAGGACGUCGUCCUUCAUCACCUGAAUGUUUUGAAUCAAACCAACAUAAACACGGUGAGGUCGUCUACGAGUGUCCUCACAAGUCCAGUACAACAACCGAGUGUGUUCUGCAGCUGAUUGGAUGUUUUCUGAAAAUCAGGAAAAAAAGAGGAAAAGACAGGAAGUGCUCACAAAGACAGGAAGCUGAAAUAAGACGCGUGUGCUACUCUGUGUGUGUGUGUGUGUGUGUGUGUGUGUGUGUGUCACAGUCAAAGUUCAGGCCUCAUAAUCUUUGUCAAACAUUCACUUUCACACAAACAGUAACACACAAACAUUAAAACAACAGUGUGUGUGUGCAAAGACAAUCAAGGUGCCCUCACACACCCAAACAUCCUGAAUCCAUUUAUGACGUGUGUGUGUGUGUGUGUGUGUGUGUGUGUGUGUGUGUGUGUGUGUGUGUGUGUGUGUGUGUGUGUGCUUGUGUGUGUUACUGUGUGUGUGCUUGUGUGGGCGGAGAGACAUGAUUUCAUUUCAGGGCGAGUGAGCACCACUGAAGAAUGAGAAUGAGAGAGAGAGGAGGCAACUGAGCGCGCUCAGAUCAGAUCAGUCUGCAGACGGAGGAGCACUCAGGAGGAGCAGGCAGACGGAGGAGCACUCAGGAGGAGCAGACGGAGCUCAACAGGAAUCGAACCUGUGGACAGACGUUCAUUAACAGACGACAGGUGUGCGUCUCCAUGGCGACAGAUGUGUGUGUGCUGCUAAGCGUGUGGGUCGGUGUGUGCAUGGCGUUCAACCUCGACACGUCGUUCCCGCUGCUGAAGAGGGGCCGAGACGGAAGUCUGUUCGGACUGUCUGUGGCUCUGCACCAAGACCUGAAGACCGACCGUUACUUGCUAUUGGUGGGAGCUCCGAGGGAGAAGGCGGAGCCUAAUGUUCCAGCCAAUCGAACAGGAGGAGUGUACAGCUGUCCCAUCACUGCUGACCAAUCAGAGUGCAGCAGGAUGAAGCUCAUAGACCCAGACCUGAACCUGUCUGAGGACCUGAUUGAGGACAUGUGGUUGGGCGUCUCAGUGGCGAGUCAGGGCCGACCUGGAGGACGGGUCCUGGCGUGUGGUCAUCGCUUCAUUAAACUCUACGGAGCGUUCAAACUGAGACACAUGAUUGGCCGCUGUUAUCUCCGUGGAAACGACCUGCAGUACAAUGAGACAGACAUGCACUGGCAGAACCCCGACCAGCCCUGCAGUCACCUGGGUGAUGUCAGCACAGAGGUCAUGUGUAACAUGGGGAUUUCUGCCGCCAUCACUCAGACUGAGGUCAUCGUCGGCUCACCUGGAAGCUUCGAAUGGCAAGGAAACGUCCACGUCUCCUGGAUGAAUCCAGACGUCGUCUUUGACACUCAGAGGAGCUCCUUCCCCAACAUGGAGCGCAGGAACAUUUAUAUAGGUUACUCAGUGACUCAGGCUCGUCGUCUUCUCUCUCAGGACGAUGAAACCAUAGUAACAGGAGCUCCUAAGGACAGUAAAGAGGACGCUCGCGGCUCCGUGCUGCUCGCCGUCAAACGCUCAGACGGACUGCUGACUCAGCAGACUCUGCGCGGUGAACAGAUGGGCUCGUACUUCGGUAACAUCGUGGCAACCGCUGACCUCAACAAUGAUGGGUGGAAUGACCUGCUGGUGGGCGCUCCUUUUUACUUCCACCGUCAGCAGGAGGCAGGUGGAGCCGUGUACGUCUACAUGAACGCAGGAGGUCGCUUUGAUCCUGAGCCCAGCGUGGUGCUGAGAGGACCGGCUGGGUCGGCGUUCGGUAUGGCUGUUACCGCCGCCGGAGACCUGAACCAAGAUGGCUUCCAGGACUUCGCAGUCGGAGCUCCGUUCCAUGAAAAAGGAAUUGUGAUGAUCUGGAGCGGGAGCAGCGAGGGGGUCACCACAGAGCCCAGUCAGGUGAUACGGGGCAGCAGAGUCUCUGCGGCGUUCAGUACCUUCGGAUACUCUCUGUCUGCAGGACUCGAUGUCGACGGCAACAAAUAUCCAGAUCUGCUGAUCGGCUCUCUGGACGACACCGUUGCUCUGCUCAGAACUCGCCCAGUCGUUCAUCUCAAUAAAACCAUCAGAGUUUCUCCAGACGUCGUCGACCCGAACAGCUGUGACUUCUGUGUUCAAGUGGAAGUGUGUUUCUCCUACAUGUUCAGCACUGGAGAGAAGAGCGAAAGAGACAACAUCACCGUCAACUUUACCGUCACCGCUGACAUCACCAGCCUCAAGCCCCGCCUCCGUUUCUUGGACAACGGGCAGAGCGUGUACUCUGGUUACCUGUCGAUGCCAAAGAGACAGUGUGAAACCCUGAGAGUUGGACUGCAGGGUCCGAUCAGAGACAAAGUGGAACCUCUGGUGUUCUCCCUGAACGUCUCUCUCUACGAAAAGCUUCCCAAGAAAAGACACGCAGUGCAAGACCUGAAACGCCUCCCAGUCCUGAGCCAGACACCCCGAACCAUCAGAACCCAGAUCCAUAUCCAGAAGGCCUGUGGUUCUGAUAACCGUUGCCAUAGUAACCUGCAGAUGACGGCUCAGUUCACAGAUGAGAACCAGAAACCCUUCAUCAGGCAGAAGGACAGUCAGGUGUUGCACUACGACAGCAGCAUCAACCGCCUGUUUCUGGAGGUUAACGUCAGCAACACACUGUCACCGGGCCGACCAGCGGAGGAUGCUCACAACACCGUUUUGAACAUUAGCAUCCCGGCAUCACUCAUUUACUCUGGAGUCCGAACCAAGGGUGACGUCCAGGCGGUGGUGAAAUGUUCUGUUGACGACAACGUUCUUCUCUGUGAGCUGGGGAACCCGUUCAAAAGUAACCAGAAGGUUCAGGUGUUGAUCAUCUUCCAGCCGUCUGAGAUCAGUUUAGACACCAGAGAGAUUCAGUCUCUGCUGCAGCUGUCCACGCUCAGUGAGCAGUCCGAUCUGUCUCCUGUCUCCGUCUCCAUGUUGGUGGAGUAUUCUCUGCAGACGUCUCUCACUCUAAUCAACCUGCCAGGCCCCGCCUCCUUCAGCGGUCAUGUGAUGGGUGAGUCAGCCAUGAAGAAGACGGAGGACAUCGGCAGUCUGCUGCUCUUCACCUUCCAGGUGCACGUCAGCGGGAAGCCCCUGGGUCACCUAGGCAACCUGCAGGUGGAGAUUGAUUGGCCGAGGGAGACGUCCAAUGGGAAGUGGCUGCUGUACCUCGCAGAGAUCCAAGUGAACGGAACGUCAGAGGCUCGCUGCGACCCGCCCGGCAAAAUUGUCAACCCCCUCAACCUCGUGCUGUCAGAGGAGAAGAAGAAGAGGAGGAGGAGUCUGAAGGAGGAGGUGCAGGUGAAGGAGGAGGAGCAGAGGGAAAAGACUCUACCUGUCCUCCACCUGCAGGGACAGAAGAAGAAGUCCUACACUCUGAACUGUGUGCACGGGGCCAAGUGUGUGACGUUUGUCUGUCCACUGGUCAACAUGAACAACUCAGCGACUCUCACUGUCAGAGCCAGACUGUGGAACUCCACCAUGAUCGAGGACUACAGCGAUGCGAGGAACGUGUUGGUUCAAGGCCGGGCGACGCUGAAGCUGCAGACUAACAAACCAACCAUCAACAUGGAGCCUCGCAGUGCAGAGAUUGAAGUCCACAUUUAUCCAGACCCAGGGCAGCAGGUGGACUCUAGCGCCCCCCUGUGGAUUAUCGUGGUGUCUGUCCUGGCUGGGGUCGUACUGCUGGCUGUGAUUUGCCUUCUGCUGUGGAAGUGUGGUUUCUUCGUGCGUCGGAGGGCAUGGCGGGCUACAGCGCUCCACCAGGGGAGGAUUAUGGGUAAAGACGAGCAGCAGCAGCGCACAGAUGCUGACGGUUUCCUGAUCCAAGUUAACGCCACCUCGUCCAGAAACAGGAAAUCGCCCAAACACUGGGUCACCUCCUGGACUGAGACACUCUGAGAACUGAAGGUAUCCAUAGAAACCAACCUGGACCGGACCAAACUGGACCAUCAUACCCUGAACCAGAUCAAAGCGGACCAAACUGGACCGUCACACCCUGAACCAGAUCAAAGUGGACCAAACUGGACCGUCACACCCUGAGCUGGAUCAAACUGGACCGUCACACCCUGAACCAGAUCAAAGUGGACCAAACUGGACCGUCACACCCUGAGCCGGAUCAAACGGGACCGUCACACCCUGAACCAGAUCAAAGUGGAUCAAACUGGACCAUCACACCCUGAGCCGGAUCAAACGGGACCGUCACACCCUGAACCAGAUCAAAGUGGAUCAAACUGGACCAUCACACCCUGAACCAGAUCAAAGUGGACCAAACUGGACCAUCACACCCUGAGCCGGAUCAAACUGGACCAUCACACCCUGAGCCGGAUCAAACGGGACCAACAGCUGCUGGACUGCCUGUGUGCUGUCAUGUGAAAACCUCUUAACAUUCCGUGCAGUCUGUAUUAAAAUUUCCAGGUUUCCAGCUCAGAGUUUGUGUAAUUAAAUAUUUUUUUGUAAACAACAGGAGGUUAUUUUCUGUGAAUUAUUUAUGUCUUUAGAAUUUUUCCUUGUUAAUAUGUUGGUUUUUUUAUAUAUCUGUGUGAGUUGUGUGUGAACUGCAUUUCCCAGCAUCCUUCUGGCCUCUAAGUCGGAUCCUGUCGCAGAUCAACAGAGCAACAGUUACCAGGACUCAGUCAAGUGUUUUAAAGUUAUAAACAUGUUUCGUCAGUAUCGUCUCUGCUGGAAAGCGACAGAUUUGAUGUCGACUGGAAACAACAGUAAAUCUAAAUCAUAAAAAGACGUAAAUACAUUGAUUUAUUAAUUAUUGGGAAACUGAUCAGCAGGAAGUGAUCAGGAUUUAUAGGUAAAGGGCUCAAUAAUAAAAAGUGGAAUGCUCCUUUAACAACCAAACAUGGCAGCAGAGGUCGGUGUCGACAGGUUUAAUGUGUCAGUGUGUCGUGAUGAUGUGUUAAACUGCUGCCUGUCAGGGCUCCUUGUAAACUAAGGAAAAUUACUUGUGUUGCUUUUAGGUUCCUGUAAGAAAAAAAAAAACUUUUUGUUGUGGAUUUAAUUUCAAAAAUCCAAGAUAAUCAGCCAGCUGUUGAAGUUUGAAGUCGUCUCUUCUACAGAGCUGUUUCUGUGGCCUCUCACUGCCUUUUUAUAUGAUUGUCAAAUAUGUGACAGCACAUGAAAGCAGCAUGUGUUUGUAUGUAAAGUCGUCAGUCGUGUUCAGAUUGGCUGUGGUUUGUCAACACUGUGGUGAACUGUGUGUGUCAGUGUGUUUCCUGUAUAUUGAUGAUAUUAAAGUAUUUUUUCAUAAUUUAA
This is a messenger RNA of Epinephelus fuscoguttatus (brown-marbled grouper), 9132 nucleotides long. RefSeq names its product integrin alpha-3-like. Gene Ontology annotation, molecular function: integrin binding. The record is from RefSeq and is a predicted model, not a curated record. Gene Ontology annotation, biological process: leukocyte migration; cell-cell adhesion; cell adhesion mediated by integrin. The transcript has 28 exons. Gene Ontology annotation, cellular component: external side of plasma membrane; integrin complex. Lineage: Eukaryota; Metazoa; Chordata; Actinopteri; Perciformes; Serranidae. Bases 4558 to 7767 code for a protein of 1069 amino acids.